Synchytrium microbalum is the source of this 3468-nucleotide messenger RNA. RefSeq lists its product as uncharacterized. Gene Ontology annotation, cellular component: endosome membrane; AP-3 adaptor complex; membrane coat. The transcript has 11 exons. The record is from RefSeq and is a predicted model, not a curated record. NCBI's taxonomy places the organism in Eukaryota, Fungi, Chytridiomycota, Chytridiomycetes, Synchytriales, Synchytriaceae. Gene Ontology annotation, biological process: Golgi to vacuole transport; protein targeting to vacuole. The coding region runs from base 1 to 3468 and encodes 1155 amino acids.
AUGUUUGAAAAGACAUUGACUGACCUGAUUAGAGGAUUACGUGCCAAUAAGAAGAAUGAGGACAAAUAUGUGGCCCUGUGUCUGGACGAGAUACGCCAAGAAGUGCGUAAAAAUGACCCAGACAUCAAGGCAAUGGCUAUUUCUAAACUGAGCUAUUUACAUAUGAUGGGAUACGACAUGAGUUGGGCUUCCUUCCAUAUUAUCGAAGUCAUGUCCUCGCCAAAGCUACCAUACAAGAGAAUUGGUUAUUCUGCUGCUGCUUAUUCCUUCAAGCAAGAUACGGAUGUCCUUAUGCUAUGUACAAAUCUCAUCAAGAAGGACUUGUCGUCAAACAAUCACUUAGAAACAGCUGUCGCAUUGGGUGGAUUGGCCAUGAUUGUCACUCCUGAUUUAGGACGUGAUCUGACGCAAGACUUGAUUGUCAUGUUAACGCAUUCACGACCAUACCUUCGAAAACGAGCAAUUCUUGUCUUGUACAAGGUCUUUCUGAAAUAUCCGGAAGCUCUACGUAUGGCAUUUCCGAGAUUGAAGGAAAAACUAGACGAUGCCGAUCCUUCGGUGGUAUCAGCUGUCGUGGGUGUGAUUUGUGAGCUUGCACGAAAGAAUCCAAAGAACUAUUUGCCGCUGGCUCCUCAAUUGUAUGGAUUGUUGACCAAUUCUUCAAACAACUGGAUGCUCAUCAAGAUCAUAAAACUGUUUGCCGCUUUAGCUCCCAUUGAACCACGGCUAGUGAAAAAGCUGAUUCCUCCUAUCACCAAUUUAAUUCAAAGCACACCAGCAAUGUCUCUAUUGUACGAGUGCAUUCUUACAAUUAUAACAGGCGGUAUGAUAUCUCCACCAUCCGAUGAUCCUGAAGUAGAGAGAACAGAUCUUGCCUUGACCCAUCUAUGUGUGACGAAACUUAAGUUGUUUAUAGAGGAUCCAGAUCAGAAUUUAAAAUAUUUGGGAUUAUACGCCCUGUCGAAAUUAUUGCCGAUUCGGCCGGCUGCUGUGGCAGAUCAUCGUGAUAUUGUUAUUCGGUGUCUGGACGACGGAGAUAUAAGCAUUAGAAUGAGAGCACUAGAUUUGGUCUCGGGAAUGGUCUCGCAAGAGAAUCUUGUCGAUGUGGUGCGAAAGCUCAUGACUCAUGUGCUGCCUACGCAAGCAGAAGACCAGCCAACACAGUCUGUCUCACUUGGACUGGGCCCAGCAGAAUUGUCUUACCGACAAGAAGUUGUCAAUCGUAUCAUUGCAAUCUGCUCCCGUGAUACUUAUGCAGACAUUACAAACUUUGAAUGGUAUAUAGACACUCUGGCUCAAUUAAUCCAGGCUUCAAACGUCAGAGUCGGACAACUAAUUGGACAGCAAAUGUUGGAUGUAGUCGUUCGAGUCACUGAAGUCUCUGAACAUGCAGUCAGUGUAGCUAAUAGUCUUUUGCUAGAGUCAGAUAUACUAGCCACCAUUGAGAACGAGCUGAAUAAUAUUGACGUAUUGUACGCUUUGGCUUGGAUUUGUGGAGAGAAUUGUCGGUACUUGUCGCAGCCCACUGCAGUACUGCGACAUAUGCUUUUGCCAGCUGUGAAGAGGCUGCCAGUCGUUAUUCAAUCUGUAUAUAUACACAAUGCUAUGAAGAUUUUCUCGUAUUGGAUCAAUAUGCCAUCAACCAAGGAAGCUCCAAUAGACGAGCUCAAGGCCAUUACCAACAUGACACUGGAAGGCUUGGCACUGUUUACCACGAGUAUAGACCUUGAAGUUCAAGAGCGGGCAUGUACCAAUCACACCAUCUUGUCGUUGGUAGCCCAUCAGAUCACGUCAGAUGAGCUUCCGCCCAUUAUAUCAGAGCUACCACAACUCUUCCUUGGUGACUUCAAGCCUGUAAAUCCCAAGGCUCAAAAGCGAGUGCCAAUUCCAGAAGGCCUGGAUCUGGAUAAAUGGAUUCAUGCACCACCAGCAGAGCCUGUGUUCGAGGAAAAAGAUGAGCCAGAUGUUUAUUCAUUGUUGGAUCCGGCGUCCAAGAAGGGAUAUCAAGAGCUCAUUGAAGAUGAUGAGACCAUCGAGACGAGACGACGAGAACGAGACGAGUUGCGAAAACGAGAUCCGUUUUACAUACCUGGCUCAUCGCAGUCUUCUCCAACAUUGCUUCGAGAUGAUCUAGACAUAGAUUCAAUACCCAUAGUCAAACUUAAUCUAGAUUCCUUACCACAGUCAAAUAGUAGUAGCAGCAAACCGAAAAAGACCAAAAAGUCGAAGAAGUCAACAGCCAAAGAGCUUUUUCCUGUUGGACCUGCAGUCCCGAAGAAGAGUUAUAAUAUCAAUAGAGCAUCAGAUAUGCCAGAUGGUGCUGCAGAUAGGGAAGAUGAUGAUGCAUCAGCUGCUGAACUUCAAAGAAGACGCCAACAGGAUCCGGAAUGGAGAGUGCAUGAGAUUGAUUUAUUUGCUCCUGAGCCUGAAGUACCCGUAGAACAGACCCCCAUUACUACGGCAAUGAAAUCCAAAAAGUCAAAAGAGAGUAGUAAUAUAGAAACGGAUCAAGUAAAGAAAAAGAAAAAGACUGCAGGCAAGCAGGAUGAUGGUAAAGGCAAUGGCACUAAACCCAAAAAGAAGAAGAGAAUAGCUGCGAUUGCUUCUCCACCGCCACCUGCUAGCAGUUCAACACGUCCAUUAUCUGGAUACGAAGCCCUGUCGUCGCCAGUCGCUGCUCCAUUGGAUGUAACACCCGCAGUUGAGAGGAGAGAUAGACCACUCGCCAGGGUGGUUGCAAGCGACACCAACCUCACGGUAAACGUCGACUGGACUACCACUACAACUUCAGAGCCUGGCAAGAUACCGAUACGUGUAACUCUAGGUCUCCUGAAUACGUCACCAGGUUUACUAUCAGAAGUAGAAUUCCACUUUAAUGAUCCGCCCAAUGCCACUGCAGAGUCUGGUAAUCCGACCAUCAAGAUUGAUGGGUUUGUCACUAGUCGAUACGAAACGUAUCUGGAUUUAGAUUUGACGGGAUUGAUGGAGGGUGAAUCAAAAUCAUGUGCUCCAAUAGCAAUCGACUCUGGUGUAGUUUACAAGAUUGGAAAUUCGAUGCAACGUGUUAGCUUCAGCUUGGUAAUUCCAGCAACAAUUAACUUCAUACCGAUGGAAAAAGUCACCUCGGAACUAUUUACAUCGCUGCUCGCCGACUCUAACUUAUUCCCAUACACCGCAUCCACUCAAUUCGCCAUUCCCGAUCUCGCUAAAUUCCCAAGUACAGCUACAUCUUUAGCAGCAUAUCUGAGGCUCUCUGUAGUGGAAAUAGUAGGAGCUGGAGUCUCCAUCCUUGGACGAGCUCAUAAUAGCUAUGUCGCUGGGCUCAUUAAAGGUCGUCCAAAGCCAGCAAAACCAGGAGCCUCUGCUACAUCAGGUGUAGUUAGUGUGGAAUUGAAGGGAUCGGAUCGUGCGUUGAUUGAUGCUAUAUUGGAGGAAAUCUCGGAUUAUGGAGUUGCAUCACUGGAAUAA